Bursaphelenchus okinawaensis is the source of this 1098-nucleotide messenger RNA. NCBI's taxonomy places the organism in Eukaryota, Metazoa, Nematoda, Chromadorea, Rhabditida, Aphelenchoididae. The record is from the annotation of a GenBank genome assembly.
AUGAAACGAAAAGUAAGAGUAACAUCGAAAGGUCAACUUCUAACAGUGAAACGUUGGAAGCAUAACAAGAAGAACCAGGUGGCUUUCCCUUAUCCAGAAAACAAAGCUUGUUCAUUAUAUUUGUGUGAGACGAGGGAACCCAAGGGUGGAGAAGGACGCACGCCGAUCGAGCCUCUCUUUUCUUUAUCUGACGUGUACAUCAAGGUCCUUUUAUGCUCCCGAUUCGAUCGAAAACAAAUAUACAAUAAAAUUAUUCUACGUGUAAUAAACGUUCUCACUAAAGGCCAUAACAUUGGUAAAAAAGGGCAGAAUAAUCAACGUUCGAUCACCUCCAACUACGCUCCAAAAGCAUUUGCAUUUCACAUGUGAUCAAUAAGAUGAAUUAUCCCUCCGCCGUUACACGAUGUAUAAGAGAAAAACUGUGUAAGAAUAAACGUUUGUUUACAAUUCCGUAAAAGGAUAAGUCUUAAAAACCGAGAAAAUAAACAUACAAGUCCAUCAAGAACUCAAUUGUGACACUCCGCCGAAGUAGAAUAAAAGUUGUGGCAUUUCGUCGAAAUACUAAGAAAAAUAGAUUUUUACUUUUCUUCAAGAUUGAUCUCGAAAAAAUAGUACGAUGCUGAAGCUGCUUUCAAAUUCAAACAAAACAAUAACAAGGACGCUUUUCCGACCACCUGCUAAUAUUCCUUAUGGUGGAAUCCAUCGAAAAGACGGAGAACGUGUUGCUCAACAUGAGUUAUUGGUUGCACAAAGGAGGCUAAACUAUCAUCCGGGAAGAAAUGUAUGGAUUUUAAGACAAAAUUUUUAAAGUUAAUUUAGGGGUUUUAUAGUUUUACUGUGUAUAGUUUUUCAAAGUAGUUUAUUAGUUGUGGCAAGUUUUUUUAGGUAAGCGUUGUCUAUGACAGAGGCCAACUACUGUUGAAGGCUGAAUGUGACGGCAUUGUAUACAUUACGAAAGAGAAGGUUGACUUGAAGAUGGAUAACGAGCUAGUUCAUAGAAAUUAUUCUGACAGGAAUGUCGAAGGGCUGGAGAAGCUUCAUUUUAACGUUGUUCAGAAACGAAUGUCACAGAAAUUCAAACUUGUUUCUGAAGUUUAG